CUCAUCUGAGGCUCAGGUAAGAGGGCCCGGGUUGGAAGGUGGCACACCCAGGGGGGAACGCGGAGAGAGCAGGACACAGCAAUGGAUACGGCCAGGAGAGCAGACACACAGCCAAUGAUGUGGACCGCCAGAUGGCUGCUGCUGCUACCGCUACUGCUGUGUGAAGGAGCGCAAGCCCUGGAGUGCUACAGCUGCGUGCAGAAGGCGGAUGAUGGGUGCUCUUCACACAAGAUGAAGACAGUCAAAUGUGGUCCCGGAGUGGACGUCUGUACGGAGGCCGUGGGGGCGGUGGAGACCAUCCACGGGCAAUUCUCUGUGGCAGUGCGGGGCUGCGGUUCCGGAAUCCCCGGCAAGAACGAUCGCGGACUGGACCUUCACGGGCUCCUGGCCUUCUUUCAGCUACAGCAGUGCACCGAGGACCGAUGCAACGCCAAACUCAACCUCACUUUGCGAGGCCUCAACCCUGCAGGCAAUGAGAGUGCAUAUGAGCCCAACGGUGCAGAGUGCUACAGUUGUGUGGGGCUGAGCCGCGAGAAGUGCCAGGGCACUAUGCCCCCUGUCGUAAACUGCUAUAACGCCAGCGGCCGCGUCUACAAAGGCUGCUUCGAUGGUAACGUCACCUUGACGGCAGCCAAUGUGACCGUGUCCUUACCUGUCCGAGGCUGCGUCCAGGACGAGACCUGCACCCGGGAUGGCGUCACUGGUCCAGGGUUCACACUCAGCGGCUCCUGCUGCCAGGGUCCCCGCUGUAACUCUGAUCUUCGCAACAAGACCUAUUUCUCCCCUCGAAUCCCACCCCUAGUCUUGCUGCCUCCUCCAACCACCCCAGCCCCACCCACUCGGGCCCAGAACUCCUCCGGCACGACCUCUACAACAGCCUCAACCAUGACCACCUCCACAGUCAAGCCCACCACAGACCAAGCCAGCCACACUUCUCCCCAUGAAACAGAACGCGAAGUCAUACCGGAAGAUGGGUCGCGGUUGAGUGGAGGUGCUGUGGGCCACCAGGACCGCAGCAAUAUGGGGAAGUCUCCGGGAAAAGGUGAGGCCCAAAUCCCAGCUAAAGGAGGCUCUGGCACGCUGGGGGCCUGGUUGUCAGCAGUUCUGUUGACUGUGGUUGCUGGCGCGAUGCUGUGAACGCCUCAUCUCGAAUCCUCCAUCUCACCUUGUUUCCCUGGCCCCGUGGUACCAACUCUUCCCAUUUCUCACUUGACUGGACUGGCUCCGCCCCCAUCCUCCAGCAUCCCCAGGUCCAACUGCACUGGUUUGCAGCUUCGGGAAACAGUCUACUGUUGUAAAUACUCCGCUGGCGUGGCCUUACUUUUUUUGAUGUGGCCACAACAUUCCCCCUGAUGGUGACCUGGACAGAGGAAGAGAAAUCUACUGCUGAGAGAGGCCUGGAGAGUCUACGGCAAGCCUCCUCUUCCCGUUUUCCUGACCAGGCUGGAAGACAGCCAGGCAGGUGGACAAUGGAUUCAUCCUCUGAGCGCUGCGUUUGCCGGGCAUCUGUGCAGGAAUCUGGUCGCUUGUCUUCCUUAGAAGACUGAACAACUCCACGACAGGGUCUCGCCUCUGGCCUCUCUAUGUGUUCUGUCUGCCACAGGAAAGUGUCAAUAAAGAUUUCGUUACUUUGUA
Messenger RNA from Grammomys surdaster, 1635 nucleotides. RefSeq names its product LY6/PLAUR domain containing 3 (gene Lypd3). Lineage: Eukaryota; Metazoa; Chordata; Mammalia; Rodentia; Muridae. The transcript has 5 exons. The coding region runs from base 82 to 1137 and encodes 351 amino acids. The record is from RefSeq and is a predicted model, not a curated record. Gene Ontology annotation, cellular component: plasma membrane.